AAUAUGCGGAAGUAUUAGUCACGUGACAUAAACAUGGCGGACGACACAAACACAAACCCGUUUCUAUCAGAUGAAGAUGAGUUUUUGGACGAGGACAGCGUUGAAACACCUAAAGCAAAACCACAAUCGCAUGAUACACCUGAAAUAACAUGGGAUUCAAUAGCCAACAAACUUUUGAAAGAAAAAUUGACGCUGACUGCGUUAGAAUUGCACACCGAACUUGUGGAAGCAGGAAGGGAACUGCCAAGAUUGAGGGAUUUCUUUUCAAACCCUGGAAAUUUUGAGAGAUCUAAAGAAGAUUCACCCACCUCAACAUUGCCCAGGACCUCCAGUAUGCAGACAUUGGAUUCACUUGAUUUUACCCGCUAUUCGGAUGAUGGGGAAAGACAAGUUGAUGAACGUGUUGCAGUGUUGGAGUUUGAACUGCGUAAGGCCCAAGACACCAUCAAAUCUCUUAGAGCAAGUCUAACUAAAGAAGCAGAGACAGAGCAUGCCAUCGUAGAGGCUUCAGAGGAUGCCAAGGAGGGUUUACGGACGGACGAGACCAUUCGCAUGAUGGAGAAGAAGGCCCUUAACUUCCUGGUGAACGGGUACCUGCUGCAGAUCAACAACAAGCUGACUGCUGUCACUUUCUCAGAGGAGAAUGAAGACCAGAAUUUUGAGGAUUGGGAUGACGUGGGUUUGAACAUUCCCCAACCUCCAGACCUGCUGCACCUCUACCGCGACUACAACAACCACACCAUGCCAGAGCGCAACGUAACAAGCUGUGAAACCCAGACAGAUGAAACUGUCGAGUAUAUUGACUCUCUUGAGGCUGCCAUUAUAGAGCUGAAAGAAGAACUUGCAACAGUAAAGAAAAAUCUGGGUAGCAAGGUGUUUGAGCUGGAGGAGCUCCUACUGUACAGGGACAAGGAGAUGCUGCAGAGACGAGGGGUUGCUGAGGGGUCAGAGUCUGAGCCCCUACCCAGCCCCCUCACAGAUAAAUCCCUGUUGUUUGACGACAUUCCAACCAGUCCAGCAUUACCUGGCAACCAGACAGACGCUGAAGAGGAAGAAGAUCUUGACCAGUGCAAAUGUGAUACUACUAGAGUUCAGUCCCCUGAUGUGUACAGACUGGAUUUUUCUGAUGACGGCGAAGAGCAGACGAAGGAACUAGGAAGUGCAAAUGCCAGUCUGAAUGACUCGGCACAAUGUGAUAAUCAAAAGGAUGUGACAGACUCAUGUGAUAUUUCUAACAAUGGCGAUGAAAAAUCAAAGUGUGAUAUUGAAUCAAAACAGUUUCCUGGAGAGGUUGAUGAUACCAGUCAGGUUGUAGAUCUUCAAAGUGUUGGAAAGUUUAAUGAUAACAGGGAUGUUAAUGAAAAUGUGAACGCAGUGAAUUCCAUGAAAGAUACACAAGUGGAUACAAGUGUGAAAAAGAAAACUGUCACAAAAUCAAAGGAUAUUUGGAAAGAUUCUGGAGAAAGUGCCUAUGUGGGAUCAACUGAAAAUAAUUAUAACAGUAAAUGGCCAAAGAAGAAAUCUGACAGCGAGAAAAUUAGAACUCAAACUUCUGGCAGCAGUUGGAGAAAUCAGUCAGCUUCUACCAGAAAGUUGUCCAAUUCCUUUAUCAAUGCACUGAAAGACGUCUGCUUUCACGUUGCAACAGAUAACAGAAUUGUUGCAGAGGUUUCCAAGAUCACGGAUACAGACCAACAGAAGGUGGUGUUGAUGCUGGGACGGUGCCUGCCACACAUUGUACCCAACGUCCUCUUGGCAAAGCGAGAAGAGUUAAUUCCCCUGAUCAUAUGCACCACCAUGCUUCACCCUGAGGCAAAGGAACGAGACAACCUACUCAACAUUCUCUUCAACCUUAUAAAGAAACCUGAUGAGGAGCAAAGGCAGAUGAUAUUGACUGGCUGUAUAGCGUUUGCCCAGCAUGUAGGCCCCACUCGACUUGAGGCUGAGCUUCUGCCACAGUGCUGGGAACAGAUCAGUCACAAGUACAUGGAGCGCAGGCUGCUUGUGGCAGAGGCCUGUGGAGCGCUGGCACAGUACAUACCCAGUGAGCUGCGUAGUUCGCUGGUGUUGUCGAUGCUGCAGCAGAUGUUACAGGAUGACAAGGAGGCAGACGUGAGAGAAGCUGUCGUCAGGAGCCUUGGCCUUAUUAUUGGAUUUAUCAAUGAUAAAGAUAAAUAUUCUCAGGGAUCUGAGCUACUGAAGGUGGCCCUGAAGGACACGGCAGAGAAGGUGGUGACCAGCGCCAAGGCUAUCCUGCUGCCCUCCUUCGCGAUGUGGGCCUACGAGCUGGGCCGUCUGGAACACAGUCUCAUGCACAGUGUCCUGCGUGACCUAGAGGAACUAGUUAAGGAUAUUCCUAUGAUGAGUACGUCAAUUUCUACCCAGAAGUCUCCGAGCGGUGUUGCUCCGCUGAACGAAGGCCGGUUCCUGCUAUAUGUGAACACCCUGCAAGAGCUGGUUCCCUUCCUGUACCUGUCUGUCCUGGAAAGUGGGCCCUACACGGACCGACUAUCCGAGGAGAUGUCGUCUAUAGGAGACAAUGAGGUGUUCCGGCACGCACGAUCGGGUUCCCGUCUUACAGAUCUGGUUACCAUCGUGGGCAAUAAGUGGCACCUGGGUGCGCUGGUGAAGCUGUUUGAGGAGCACAUCAACCAGGAAUGGUUUGAACCCUGGGACAACCUCAACUGGAUGGUCAACAAUCUCAUCCCUCGUCUGUUAGACGUGGUCUUAGGGGCUGCCGUGUCAUUUCCAAGGAUUGUCGCAUGUCUGGCAAACUGUUUUCUCAAAAUAUCCACGACUUUUGGCAAAGCUUUUGUGGAUAAAAAGAUCAAGCCCCGAUUCAUAGAUGUCCUGAUGAUGGAAGAAGACCACAUAGAUCCUAAAAGCAGCUUUACCUCCAACUCCACCCCUUUUACCACAUGUGUGGUGCCAGUCUAUGCAAAGGGAGUGCUCAGUGCCUUUAACACGGAGGAAGACAGAAAACAGCUUUCCCAGUUCCUUCGAGAAGCUCUAUUCUGCCUAGCAGCCUACCAGGCCCCUAAGGAUAGCCUACGCAUUGCAUUCACAGAGCUCUGCCAGGAGGCCAAUAACCAUGAUCUGUUGCUGACUGUCCUCUGGGAAGGAGUGGUGCAUGCGUCUCCCUUGGUCAGAUCUACAGCUGCACGGCUCUUUGAUAUAGUCAUGCAUAGCGUGAACGAAUCUCUUGCCUCUACCCGAUGUGUUCCGGCCCUGGUUACCCUAGGCAGUGACCCAGAUAUAUCUGUUCGUGUUGCUACUAUUCCAGCCUUGGGCACAAUUAUUGAAACUGUCACUACCAGAGAUAUCCUGGAGAAGGUUUACAUGCAGCUACAGUCGUUCCUUGAUGAUCCGGCCUAUAGAGAGGAGCAUGCUCUCCACCUUGAACUUGUCGCCACCUUCACACGUGUCGGGCCAAACGCUGAACAGAAAUUCAGAGAUGAAUUUAUGUUGCCGCGUCUGACAGCUUUGGCCCUCGAGAACAACAACCAGACCAACGAAGUGAAGAAACGAGAGAUGGCACUACAGCUGUUUGAGGCAUACAGUGCUCUCUCCUGUUGUUUCAUCAACUACCAGCUGGUGCAGGAGUCCUUGUUGCCAGGGUUACGGUGUCUGAAGCAGGACAUGGCCAGCAUUGCUCCCGAGCACGAAGAGGUCAUCAACUCCAUGUUGAAAGGUUACGAAUCAAAGAUCGAGACAUCCAGGCCUGCAGAUAGAAGAUCGAGCUUUACGGGAGGUUUUGCCCCCACAGCCGAGGAUAUGAAAGCACGCAUGAUGAGCAAGAUUAAGGAGUCCACAACGAAAGCAAACAUUUCCGGUCUUUUUAAUAGGAAAAAAUGAUCCGCUAGUGAUAUAUAAUUUCGUGACGAGGUUGUUAACCGCUUAUUUUCUUCAUGAUAGAUAUGCAGUGUUCCUACACUAUGUUGCUCAUUAACGCUUGGAAAAAAUAACAAUGUUUGUCCAAAACAAUAUGUAAACAUUCUCGUUCAAAUAUUAUUUAGUUAAUUAUGACAGUUAUUAUCUAACAAUGUUGCCAUGAUAAGGUAUACCUUUUACACCUAUCAAUUUCUGCCUGUACUCUUCAAUCAAAACAAAUAGCUUAAGCUGAAAGAGCCGUUUGUUUAAAACCCUUACGGUGUUCGAUAAAAAAUAAACCUCUAAUCAAUGUGUACUAAACUCUCUGACAUGUACUUUCCAUAAAGCAAUGUCACAUUAUUGCCGUAUCAAUAAUAGUUGCUCUGAACGAACAUGAUGCAUUCAUUAACUCCCAACAAAACGGAAUGUGUGAUAACUCUUUGAUUUUGAAAGCUGUAUUUCUUUUUUACUUGAAAAAAUGAACAAUAAACCCUGAAGUAUUUUUUAAACCCUGUAUAAAAUAAUUUAAACCCAGUCUUCAACUGCUAAACAGAAACUAAAAAGUUUAAAAAGUGUACCUUUAUUUUUAUGCAAAAGGAAUCUCUUUGUCAUAUUAAGAAUUUGUUAUGUUUAAAGGAAAGGUAUUGUUGAUUUUUAGGAAAUGACUUCCUAAACUUAUAAUAUUUUACAAAUUCAUGUGUUAAAUUAAGAUUGUUCUGUGAAUAAAUGUAUACAAAUUGUUGAUUUAAAUUGCUGUUUUACUUCCUUGUCAACUAAUAUAAACUUUAAGUUUGAGAAUAUGUGGUCUCUAGUUUCUAAGUUUAAAUGCAUUUGGCUUAUAGUUAUUACGUGCAAUAUGUCAAUGUGGUAUGAUUUGUUUUAAAUUGUUUCAAGCUUUUGAAAAGCUAAACAAGUUUAUCCAAUGUGUUACUUUACAGAAAAAAACUAGACAUCUAAUGAUGCAAAUAUCAUACAUAUCAUGUAUUGUUUUAUAUAAUUCAAUGCAACAUUUGUGUUGUUUGUUAUGUUGUUGUAUUUUGUUAUAUACAUAGCGUUGUGCAUUAUGCUUGGAAUGAGCUGUUUUGCUUUAAUUUUUUAGUAAUUCAGAUUGUAGUAAGUAGAUUUAUUUAAGAAACGAGAUGUAGAGAAAAUACUUAAUUGAUACGUAUAUACUAAAGAACACUCGAAGUGUGUUUUAAUUUGCAUUUAAUGUUACAUUUUAAGAGUAGAGCACUAUAAAAGUCAUGAAAGGCAUUGUGUACCAUUUUACGUCAAGAUUUUCUGUCAGUAUAUCUUCUUUAAAAAGUUGAGAUAAAUAAUAUUAAACAAAAAUAUGUGGGUGUAUCAACUAAUAUAUUAAAAAAUGACAGUCAAUACUUAAUACUUAUAAAUUAUAUACCAGCUUGUACCCAUAGGGAGAUACCAGGUUUAAAAGGAGGUGCUUAUAAUUAUCUAAAAAUAUGUUUAUAUUUUAAACGUCAAAUCAUGUAUUAUAGUCGGGAACAUAAAAUCCCCAAACGAGAAAAAUUUCAGUGGAAACUUUUCGGCCCGCUGCAUAAAUUUUACACACACAACUCUUAAAUUUUUUACUAUGGGUUUAUAUUACGGUACAAUAUGGACAUUAUGGAAGUUUUUGAAGUUAGAGUUAGAUAGUCAAGAUAUUUUAAACACGAAAACUAACUGCAUUUUUGUUAAUAACAUAGUUUAGAGCAAAUGGAAUUUCAUAAUAAGACGAUAUUUAAAAUCCAUGUUCUUUUAUUCUAAACACAGACAUAUAUUUACUUAGUUUAUUCAUGACUUUUAAAGAUUGCUUUGUAUUAUAUAUGCAUUCCACGAUAUUUUAUAUGUCAAUUUUA
This is a messenger RNA of Dreissena polymorpha, 5726 nucleotides long. RefSeq names its product RAB11-binding protein RELCH homolog. Gene Ontology annotation, biological process: intracellular cholesterol transport. The transcript is spliced from 29 exons. Lineage: Eukaryota; Metazoa; Mollusca; Bivalvia; Myida; Dreissenidae. Gene Ontology annotation, cellular component: recycling endosome; trans-Golgi network. Gene Ontology annotation, molecular function: protein binding. Bases 34 to 3855 code for a protein of 1273 amino acids. The record is from RefSeq and is a predicted model, not a curated record.